UGCCCCAAUUAUCCCGAUGCUUUCCCGCUGAUGGCCCGAGGCCACCUGCCCAGUCGCCACUAGUCUGUCGCCUGCUCAAGGCGCGCCUUCUUUGCGGUCGGCCGCAGGCGUACAGUCGUGGCCGGGCAAUCCUCCGACGCCACGGCCGACCGUUUGGCAACGUUGCCAUCUGGGCCGCCGAACCGGUUCGAUAAUCUUCCGGAGCGCGCACUCGACGCGCAUGUGCUGCGAUCGAUGUCCUGAAGAUGGAGCCCACAUUGCAACCCAUGGCCGAGCACAGCUUGGACGCGCUCUGCAGAAACACCAAGUUCACCAGACGCCAGAUUCAGCUCAUGUACAGAAGCUUCAAGCAGGAGUGCCCCACGGGGUUUGUGGAAGAGGACAACUUCAAACACAUCUUUGCACAGUUCUUCCCAUAUGGAAACGCCUGCUCAUACGCCCGCUACGUCUUCAAGAGCUUCGACCGGAACAGGAACGGUGCCAUCAGCUUCAAGGACCUGCUCUACUGCCUGUCGCUGCUGUGCUUCGGGAGCGUACAGGAGAAACUGCGUUGGGCCUUUUCGCUAUAUGAUGUCAACGGCGAUGGCUUCAUUACGCGCCAGGAGCUCAGGGACGUCGUCUGUUCGGUGUACGCGCUCCUGGGCCGCCGCUCGAGUACGGACGAGAGGGCGUUACGCGAACACGUGGACCGCGUUUUCCAGAAAAUGGACGUUAAUCAGGACGGUGUCGUUACCAUGGACGAGUUCAUGGAGAUCUGCUCCAAGGACGACACCAUUGCAAGGUCAUUGACUCUUCUGGACACGACGCUGUAGCGCUGGUCGUCGAGGGUUUCUUGGUUCUUCUGAGAGCAGAGCCUUCAAACUACGAUCAGCGAGGAGCCCCCACUCGUAUACUCACCCUCUGCUUUAAACUUCGCCGUCCAGUGACUCCAUGGGCCUCAAUGUUCGGACCGUAUGUCGCAUGGUUUCCCUGGACAGCCUAUACACGUGCGACUACACGUAACAGAGUACAAGGCAUUGCGCUUUCAUCACAAGUAUGCAAGUAUAAUGGGCUCAGUUGCAUAUCGUACAUUUAUGUUUGGUUAUCUGUUAUAGUUUCGCAUUAGUGUGUUAAAGAGUUGUGACAAUGGCGCCGCAGAAGAGAGAAAAAAAAAGUCGAGCAUUAGCAGGACAAAGCUUCUUUGUCUGCUGGCCCAGCCCUGCUCAAGUGCAGUCUUUUGAUACAAUUACUUUUCAGAGAAGUACACUGAAAGCUGUCGUGCAAUGUGCUGCAUGAGAAAUCGCACCACAUAAUGUCGAUACACCACGAGUGUGCAUGUUUAGGCAGAUGCUUGGCCAAAACUGCUGUUGCCGCUGACAAAUAUGCAAGGUACAACAUGGGCCAGGCUAGUAAACUACGAAUCCGCAGUGCACUCUUUCGACAAACGACAUUGUUGCGACCGAGUACAGCUUGAGCGCGGGAAUACGAAUAUCGAGCGACCUGCUUUAGGAAGCCGUAGCUUUUCUUUUAUUACCCUUCUUCUUACGGCAAGCUAGAGCAGAAGACCUUAAAUUACUAGUACAUUAGCUGGCCCCAUUUUUUUUUUUUUUACAUGGAGUACCAACAUAAAAUUCUAAAGGUGAAACCCAUCCACCAUUCAGUGCAUACAUGCCACCUACACACUCAAAAAUGGGAUCUUUUAGCUGGACCUUCUUGCAGCCAACUUCAAAUUGCACCUUAAGAUGUGGAUGUCAAAACAACACAAAGGCGCCCCUUAAAAGUUGGCAAGAUUCCAAAAAGCGUGGGGACACUAGUACACGCAGCAUAGGUUAGCAAACUAGCUGGCCAAUGUCUUGCUUUCACACUGCAACCAUAGUACAUGGGUUUUGGCAUACAACCUUAGAAUUUAAGUAAUGUUUAAUUAAUGAACAAUUGCAAACAAGGGCGAUACAUCAUGCUUUGAAAACAAACAGGCGGAGCCACAUCUUAAAACUGGUGCCUCUUCCUUCUUUAUGACACGGGCUUAACAGCCAACCCUUGAAUGGCAUUGCAACCAUGUCUUUUCUUCAUUAAGGGGGGACACUGCUCUUAAAAUUUUUUCUUUAUGUCUUGAUCGAUUUUGAUGAAACCUGGUGACUUUAUGUAUAUUUGUGUGUUGAAUCAAAUAUGCAAGUACUUUUCUAGUAUAUUGUGUAGUUUUUAAAAUACAAAAUAUUUCGUGAGCCUUUUGGGGAGCAAGAUUAUUUCUAAACUGACUGUGUUACAACGUAAAUCAGCAUAUCACGAUAAUCUGCAUCAGAACUUUGUGCAGUGCAACAAAAAUGGAUGUUCUAAACCCAUUUAAACAAAAAGUUAUGGCCAAUUUCAAGCUAGAAUUUCACUUGUGAAUGUUCAACAUACCAUAACUUUUGUUCUAAUGGGUUUAGAACAUCAGUUUUUGUUGCACUGCACAUAGUUCCGAAUGCAGAUUAUCAUAAUAUGCUGAUUUAUUUUGUAACUAACUCAGUUUUAAAAAAAUCUUGCUCCCGAAACGGCACAUGAAAUAUUUUGUAUCUUAAAAACUACACAUCAUACUAGAAAAAUAAUUGCAUAUUUGAAAUUAACACACAAAUAUACAUAAACUCAGGAAGUUUCAUCAAAAUCGAUAAAGAAAUACUUUUUUUCAAGUGCCAUGCCCCCCAGAAGAUGCUCCUUUAAGCAGUAUUUCAUUGUAUGUAGAAUGAGAGCAAACUUCAGAUGAGACAGAAUGAGGAAGAAAAACUGGUUUGGUGGAAUGACAAUGCGCUCAAGGUAUUUAAAACGCCCUCCACAAGCAUAAAAUUUGUAAGUGCUCCUGCGUCAUGCCUCAGUGUUGCAUAUAUUGCAGUGAACAUGCGUCUUGUAGGCACCAGCAGUUUGUGACACCACGUGAUCACUGCCCAUGCUGCGAGCAGCUGAAGGAGAGUAGUUAUUCCUUCAAAACUGCACACUGAAGCAAAUGAUAUUCUAUUCUAUGGUCUCUGGCACAAAAAGCAACCAAGAAAUUUUAUGUCGGUACUCCUGUAAUUUUGCAGUUGGCACUUUGUGUUGUGUAUUGCCCUUUCCUUGGAACCUCGUCAAACUUGCCUUGCUGAUGUGAUCGGUCAGAAACAGCGUAAUGAAAAAAUCGUUCGAUUUUGCUUAUACUGACCUCCACACCCAGCAAGGCCAACUCCUACAACUGCCCAGGCACAACGCCUGUCUGCUUCCAAACAACAUUAACGGGGGCAGUUACUGAACAAUCUAGUGCUCCAAGUAUGCAGCCAGCAAUUGGCUUCCAGACUGCACUUUCAGGCACAACCACAGUGACUUUGCAGAAUGUUGUGUAGGCUUGUGCCAUUGCCGAUGGAGUUCGUGGCCCACAGACAAAUGAAAGCGAACUUAUGCCUCUUGUAGGAGCGUUAACUGACCGACAAACCAUUGGUCGUAACAGCUGAACAACUGCUCUACAAUUGGGUGGACUGAGUGAACCAGAUUGUGUUGCACAUGUCCAGAGUGUUCACACAGUUCGCAAGCCAUGUGAAUAUCAUCCGCCCAAAGUCAAAAGCCUUGCCAUUAGCCAAAACAAACUUCUUCAGAUCUGAUGCAAGCUCUCUUCAUUGACAAGUGUGCUUUCAUGUGACUUUGGCCCACAUUGUCCACAAAAUUGUAACAGGAAUGCCCAUCUGUAGCAACUGCAUGAGGCAGAUUUUCAAUGCAAGUGCAACAGUGGUGCUCAUGCAUACAUAGUGUUGUUGCUACUUACGGGGCUAGGCCUCACCAUAGCACACAGUGCGUUUACAACAAAGACGGUGAUCGAUGCACUACGUCGCUAGUGUCAUCAUGUCCCGAUACUCACUUUUACGGGAAGAGUUGAGACAGCAGUAGGAUUUGGCAGUUUGUGCCUGCACAAACCUACAGUGAUGAGCGGGCACAUAUCGCAAGACAAAAGCUCGAAAUCUGGGGAUUGUCUGUAGCAUUUCUGCAAUCUAGUGAAACAGAAGGCUUCCAUAAAAAAAGAUGGCAAGUUAUCUAGUUUUGGAAGUGUCACAUUAUAAUACUGAAGGCUUGGCGUAAGUAGUCUUCUCUGCAUCUUGCCAGAUAUUCAUAUAUGUAUAUUAAAGAAAAAAUAUACUAAGUCCUGCUAUUUUUCUUUCACCCAGCCCUCAUACUACAAAGGGUUCCUACUGUUACACUGUAUCCCUUUCACAUCACUUUUCCUUUCCUACUGAGCACAUUACCAGACUGCUGACAGAACACCUUUUUGCAGCUGCAUUUAAUAGAAUGCCACCAAAACAAUCUCUUUAAGAAAGUGUGGCUGGGACUAUUUUCAAGUUUACUUCAGCAUGAAGAAAGCACAAAUCCUCAAAAUGAGCAGCAAAGCAAUGCGACCAUUCCUAAAGUGGAUAUCAAUCCAAUCCUAUUUCAAAAUACUGUCAGAGCUGUUCACCCAUUUCGAUGCAGUAUUAGCACCACUUGUGUCAAAGCAUUCUGCACAAUAACCUGCUUUGUUGGUGAAACAGGGUUAUUAAUAAGACAAGAGUAACAUAAAUGUAAGCAAUGUUCUGUCUUAAAGGUGUGCUUGAAAGAAAAGAAAAGGAGAUGUGAAGGCAAGGCCAAUUAUAAGGCCGAUCUGAAUGUUUUCCAAGACAUCUGUGUACAGAGUAGGGCCCUGCCAAGGUACACCAGUAUUGACUGGAAAUGUGUGCUGUACUAAUAAAGUAUAGCUUGCCAUGUAGCUAUAGCAUUCAUUAACGUUUCAGGUUGUCGUGCCUAGCCAGAAAAAAGCGUGACAAAUUAUGAGAUAGCACGCAUAUUUUAGAGGUGUUGUAUGUCAAAGUGGUAAUUCAAUGCCAACAAAUUCUACUAUGUAGAGGAGACAUGUGCUUUCAGAGGUGACAUUCAGCGUAAUGCCUUUCUGCUGGGAAAGGAAUGAAAGCGUGAGGGCGAGAAACAAGCAACUGAAUGUCAAGUCAAGGGUUGAUUUGACCAUUGUGCACAUGCCCAGCAUUUGCAUAAGAGCAGGUCAGUUCCUGUAGGCAAUCAGAGAGCAAGAGUGUCGCAGACAGAACUCUGGCACAGAGCCUGUUGCAGCAGCCUGUUGUUGCCUGCAGGAGGAACACUCAAGCAGGACCGGGCUACUGCAUACAGAGACAGUGCUUAUAAUACGAGUUCAAAGUUUAUCAAACCUUUGCACUGGAGGUGACAGCUCUACCUGGUUGCUGCCAUAUGCUGAUACAAAGUCGCCUUACUGUGUUACAAGGGUGUGUUUGUAUGUCAGUCAAGAUUAUGUCACCCGCUUCGUGUUUGUAUAAAGAUCGCUAUUUUUAUAUGUGGACAUGAGUAAGCCCUUGCAACAUGCUAAUACCCAUCUCUAAUUAGGCAAGCCAUGUGUUCUUCCUUGCUGUGUUUCCAAAGAACUUGUACUAGGCCAAUCUUUUGCACCCUUUCCGAUGGUUUGCAGAAUGGGGCUCUGUAUGACAAGCGUUCUUGAGUUGUGUGUCCCUUCCCUGGCCUUGUGUCUUCCAUGUUAAAUCAAUGAGCCCUCAGGAUUAUUUAUGCAGCCAUGUAACCUGCAUGAGAACCAUACCAGUAUGGGAGCUCCAGUGGCCCAACUAAUUUGCAUGUGGGCAGUUUUGGUGUAUUUCUAUCUGCUGUUUUCUUUCAUGCAUAAGUCUGUGUUUAUCUUGAAGACUUGCGUAUAGUACUAAAAGCAGCAACACAAUUCUGCUGCAGGCCAGGUGCAUCAAGAGCAAGGUGGCCCUCCUGCGACACAGGGGCAUUUGUGUGCAUGCCAGCUUAGGAUGUGUGUUACAGGUGUUUAUGUCUUGGGUCACAUCCCUCCAUGUUUCCAGUGUGUGACUGUUGUAUGUGCAAUGAUCGUGUCUUCUUCAGAUUAUUGCAUGCCAUCCUUGUAAAAAACCUGGUUGGCGCUGGUGAGACGGCUCAAUAAACUGGGUUUCUCAAAGUG
Rhipicephalus sanguineus (brown dog tick) is the source of this 5947-nucleotide messenger RNA. Its product is annotated as calsenilin. The record is from RefSeq and is a predicted model, not a curated record. The coding region runs from base 246 to 812 and encodes 188 amino acids. Gene Ontology annotation, molecular function: calcium ion binding. Lineage: Eukaryota; Metazoa; Arthropoda; Arachnida; Ixodida; Ixodidae. The transcript is spliced from 7 exons.